AUGACAAGCUUGAAGCGAUCGCACGAGGCCGAUCCUCUCGCGUCCAACAUCUCCAGCAAGGUGUAUGUUCGAUCGACCCGCAGCGGCAAGGUCCAGAAGAUUGUGCGAGAAGUCUACCUCCGAACGGACAUUCCAUGUUCCUCAAGAAUCUGCAAGGCAUGCCUCGAAGGCGCCCCCAGAAAUGCCGCCGGCGAGGUGCUACCCUUCGUCCUCUCGGACAAGCCCGCGGGCACCAAGGCGUUUCCUCAAGGGCACUAUCUGAUCCCGGACACUAACGCUUUACUCAACGCCAUGGACCUUUUUGAACAGAGCUCUUCAUUCUAUGAUGUCGUUAUCCUGCAAACUGUUUUGGAAGAGCUUCGAAACCGCUCGCUGCCGCUGUAUAACCGACUCGUCGGGCUUACCAAGAGCGAGGACAAGCGCUUCUACGUAUUCUUCAACGACUUUCGCCUGGAGACCUACAUCAACCGGGAGCCUAAUGAGACAGUCAACGACCGAAAUGACCGCGCAGUCAGGCUUGCCGUCAAGUGGUACGGCGAGCAUCUUGCCCGCACAAAGGCCAAGAAGAUCCCCGCCAUCGUGAUGCUCAGCGACGACCAAGCCAACCUGAAAAAGGCUCGAGAGCAGGGUCUGCACGCCUCUACGCUCGCGGACUAUGUAAAGAGCCUCGAGGAUGGCGACAAGCUGCUCGACAUGGUCGCCGAGUCGCAAAGCCAAGGCGGCUUCAAGAAGCCUGGGCAGAUGCUCUACCCCGAGUACUACACCAUGUCAAGGAUGAUGACAGGGGUCAAGGCAGGACUGAUGCACCAGGGAAUAUUCAACGUGUCCCCGUACAACUACCUGGAAGGUUCGAUAAAGGUACCGGCGUUCCCGAAGCCCCUCCUCGUCCUGGGCCGUGAGAGCAUCAACCGAGCCAUCGACGGCGACGUCGUCGUCGUGGAGCUCCUGCCUCAAGACAAGUGGAAGGCCCCGUCGACGAAAAUCAUUGAGGAAGACACCAUCACCAAGAACGAAAAUGCCGACGCCGAGGAGCGGGAGGAUUUCGUGUCCGACAAGGAGCGCAAGGCGCUCCAGGAAGCAGUGAAGCGAACCCACAAGGCAUCUUCGGAGAGCCUGCCCCAGCCCACGGCCAAGGUUGUGGGAGUCAUCAAGCGCAACUGGCGGCAAUACGUGGGCCACAUCGACCCGUCUUCCGCCAGCCGGGCGUCAACACAGGGUCGCAAACAGGACAGCGUCUUCCUCAUUCCCAUGGAUAAGAAGAUUCCCAAGAUUCGGCUCCGCACGCGGCAAGUGUCGGAACUUCUGGGAAAGCGCCUGCUCGUCACGAUAGACGCAUGGGACAGGGACUCGAGGCAUCCGGUAGGCCACUUUGUGCGGUCUCUGGGAGAUCUCGAGACCAAGGCUGCCGAGACGGAGGCCUUGCUUUUAGAGUGGGAUGUGCAGUAUCGGCCGUUCCCCAAGACGGUGCUCGACUGCCUGCCCAAGGAGGGCCACGACUGGAAAGUUCCGGCCAGUACGGACGAUCCGGGGUGGCGAGAUAGGGAAGACUUGCGUGGGCUUCUCAUUUGUAGCAUCGACCCGGUUGGAUGUCAGGACAUUGACGAUGCCCUCCACGCAAGACAAUUACCCAACGGCAACUAUGAAGUCGGUGUUCACAUCGCCGACGUCUCUCACUUUGUCAAGCCCGCCAACGCCAUGGACACGGAAGCCAGCAUCCGCGGCACCACCGUCUACCUCGUCGACAAGCGCAUCGACAUGCUCCCUCCCCUGCUCGGCACAGACCUGUGCUCGCUCAAGCCGUACGUCGAACGCUACGCCUUUUCCACCAUCUGGGAGGUCAACGAGAACGCCGACAUCGUCAACGUGCGCUUCACGAAAUCGGUCAUCAAGUCCCGCGAGGCGUUCAGCUACGAACAGGCCCAGCUGCGCAUCGACGACGAGUCGCAGCAGGACGAUCUCACCCGGGGCAUGCGCAUGCUGCUCAAGCUGUCCAAGAAGCUCAAGCAGAAGCGCAUGGACGCCGGCGCGCUCAGCCUGUCGUCCCCCGAGGUCAAGGUGCAAAUGGAGUCUGAGUCUUCCGACCCCAUCGACGUCAAGACGAAGCAGCUGCUCGACACCAACUCGCUCGUCGAGGAGUUCAUGCUCUUCGCCAACGUCAGCGUCGCUGCCAAGAUCUACGAGGCGUUCCCGCAGACGGCCAUCCUGCGCCGCCACGCGGCGCCGCCCAAGACCAACUUUGACGAGCUCGCCAACGAGCUGCGCGUCAAGAAGGGCCUCGAGCUGCGCACCGAGUCAAGCAAGGCGCUCGCCGACUCGCUCGACGAGUGCGUCGAGCCGGGCGAGCCCUUCUUCAACACGCUCGUGCGCAUCAUGGCCACGCGCUGCAUGAUGAGCGCCGAGUACUUUUGCUCCGGCACGCAGGCCUACCCCGAGUUCCGCCACUACGGCCUCGCGUCCGAGAUCUACACGCACUUCACCUCGCCCAUCCGCCGGUACGCCGACCUGCUCGCGCACAGGCAGCUGGCCGCCGCCAUCGGAUACGAGGCGGUGCACCCGUCGGUGCGCAGCCGCGGGCGCCUCGAGGCCGUGUGCAAGAACAUCAACGUGCGGCACCGCAACGCGCAGAUGGCCGGCCGCGCCAGCAUCGCCUACUACGUCGGCCAGGCGCUCAAGGGCAAGGUCGCCGAGGAGGACGCCUUUGUCAUGCGCAUCUUCAGCAACGGCUUCGUCGUCCUGGUCCCGCGCUUCGGCAUCGAGGGCCUGAUCCGCCUGCGCGACCUCGCCGAGCCCGAGCCCGACAGCGAGUUCGACGCAGAGACGUACACGCUGACGACGAGCGGCAGCAGGGCCGUCAAGGUGGAGCUCUUCCAGAAGGUCAAGGUUAGGGUCCGCGACGAGAAGGACGAGGCCACGGGCAAGAGGGGCGUCAAGAUGGAGUUGAUGGAUGCGUAG
Molecule: messenger RNA, 2952 nt
Organism: Purpureocillium lilacinum
Lineage: Eukaryota; Fungi; Ascomycota; Sordariomycetes; Hypocreales; Ophiocordycipitaceae
Product: exosome catalytic subunit dis3
Biological process (GO): rRNA catabolic process
Cellular component (GO): cytoplasmic exosome (RNase complex); nuclear exosome (RNase complex)
Molecular function (GO): endonuclease activity; 3'-5'-RNA exonuclease activity; RNA binding
Source: RefSeq, a predicted model, not a curated record